AUGGACUUCGCAAAGAAGCGGAAACUCAAUGCCCUGCUGAAUGGCCUUGGCAGUCGACCCUCGUACCCCACAGAUUCCAUCCCACCAGCACCAUCCGACACAGCUCCCGAGGACGAGUCCACGCCGCAGACGCCGCCUCCCAAUCGCACCUCGACCAACACCCUUGCCUCGGCAUCCUCGAACACCCGCACGCCAGGCUCAGACUCCAUGGCCAUGCGGACAUCAGUCUCUUCCGUCCCACGAUCCGCCACCUCAACCGACCUCGACCUCCUCACAAAGCGACGGCGACUUGGGCUGGCUGACUCGACCCCGUCCAAGGAUCUCAACACAAAAGCCCCAGAUGGAGGCAGCCAGACCACCAUAUCAAACAUCGUACUGAGGAAAUGGGGCGGAAACAAAGAAAAGGAAACCAUCUUCAAACCAAAAUACUGCCCAGGUGACAGGGAGGAGCUGCUCAAGCGCCUGGCCAGCUUCCAGGAGCUGACAGACUGGACACCAAAACCGAACCCGGUCGCCGAGGUCCAAUGGGCCAAGAGGGGGUGGAUAUGCCAGGGCAAGGAGCGAGUGCGGUGCACGCUGUGCAACAAGGAGCUAGUGGUGAAGCUGAACAGGAAGGAGGUCGACGGCAAGGAGGUCCCCGUGCUCGUGCCCUCGGAGAUUGAGGACGCGCUGGUGGCCAAGUACGUCGAGCUGAUCGUCACGUCGCACCAGGACGACUGCCUGUGGCGGAAGCGCGGCUGCGACGACUCCCUCCUGCGGCUGCCGCUGUCGAACCGGCAGGCCGCGAUCCAGGACCUGCGGCGGCGCUACGACGAGCUGUGCGCGCGCAGGGACUUCCUCCCCUACGAGUUCAACCUGCGGCUGCCGGCGCGCCUCGACAUCGACACGGUCCUCCGGUACCUGCCGCGCGAGUUCUUCACCGCGCCCGAGCCGCCGCCCGCCAACCCGCCCGCGCGGUCGCCCAACCGCGUGGCGCUCGCGCUGGCGAUCCUGGGGUGGCAGGGCCUGUCGAACGCGCGCAUCGGGCCCGUGCCCAACACGGCGUCGUGCCACACGUGCCUGCGCCGCCUGGGCCUGUGGAUGUUCAAGAGCAAGGAGGUCGACCCGGACUCCGGGGCCGUGCUGGUCCCCGCGCCCAUGGACUACCUCGACCCGCUGCGCGAGCACCGCUUCUUCUGCCCCUGGAACAGCGCCGACGCCCAGCGCAUCACGUCGUCGUCGUCGUCCGACAGGAGGCGCGCGGCCGCGGCCGACGGCGGCGGGGAGGAGGACCGGCCCGGCUGGGAGGUCCUGCUGCAGGUGCUCAAGAACGAGGCGUACCUGCGCAGCCGGGACAGCCCGGCGUCCGGUCGGAGGGGGGACAAGAGGGCGUCGCAGACGCCUUCGUCGCGCAGGUCGGGGCAGGACGCGGGCGGGGCCGAGGGCCGAGGGGGAGAGGACGGCGAGGGCGGGGGAGAAGGGGACGAGGACGAGGAGGACGAGAAGACGCAGAAUGCCAAGGACAAGGAGCGGUGGAAGCGCCUGCGCCGUGUAAAGAGCCUUCUCAGCAGCAAGGGCACCAACAAGCUGCGCAAGUCCAUCACGCUCAGCAGGCCCGGGAGCAGCGCCGCAAAGAGCCGGCCUGGGACGAGCCACUCGACUGCGCAGGGCGGUGAUGGUGCGCCGCAGGGUGGGGAUAGCCAGAGUGGUGAGGCUGCGUAG
Diaporthe amygdali is the source of this 1701-nucleotide messenger RNA. Its product is annotated as c3hc zinc finger domain-containing protein. The coding region runs from base 1 to 1701 and encodes 566 amino acids. Gene Ontology annotation, molecular function: zinc ion binding. Gene Ontology annotation, cellular component: nucleus. Lineage: Eukaryota; Fungi; Ascomycota; Sordariomycetes; Diaporthales; Diaporthaceae. The record is from RefSeq and is a predicted model, not a curated record. The transcript has a single exon.